AUGCCUUUUACAGACCUCCCCAGCGAGAUCAUCCACAUGGUCCUCUCCCAGAAGUGCCUAGGUACCGAGGAGCUCCAGCCGUUCCUUCGUUGCAAGAGAACCUCCACAGCUGCCUACCACAGACUCCUAUCGGGGAGAAACAUCAGCAUUACGUGCCUGGACAAGCACGUGGACAUGGCCGACCACUUCGAUUUUGGCUUUUACGGGGUAUCAUCUACUUCAGACGUGGGGACCUUGCAAUGCCACUUGCACCACUGCCUCAAACCAGCCAGACUGAGACUCGGGGCUCUCAAGAGGUCUUCAAAAAUCACGCUAAACAUGCGUUUUGACGGCACCUCCGUUGCCCUCCUCAGAAACUUGACCCACCUAGCAUCGCACUUGGCUCACUCAAGCCCCAAGGAGCUCCACUUGCAUGUCACAUUGGCCUACGAGGGCAACGAACCAUCCAAAUCCAUUUUCUCCGUCCUCAAGUGUCUAGCUGCUAUCCCCCACUGCUCCAGCCACCUCAAGUUGUGCCUCCAGGCCCACCACCUUCUGUUUUUCGCAGCCAAUAUGUCUGAGCUUGACUUGACGAGUUUGAACGUGAAGACCCAUGGGGAGUUUGCAGAACUGAAGGAGCCGGUCUCCUUCGAUGUCAGCGGUAUCUCCAAACUCAAAAUUAUGUCCAAUUACGCCAUUCCAAAUUUGUCGUUCACUGGCUGCGAAAACUCGGCUCUCCAGACAUUGGAGUUCCACCUCCCUAUCUCAGCUCACUCCCAGUGGAUCGAAGAAAACCAGCUCAAAAAUCUUCAAUUCUUGGAAGAUCUUCGGAUUUUCUCCGUCAACGACUGCCACUCCUUACAGGUCUUGUUGUCCGGAACAUAUACCCUCCCUCAUUUACUCAACUUGUACAUAUCCUUUACUGAGCUGAUUCACGAUAUCGACUGCUUUGAUUUCGAUACCUUUGCUCCAUCCUUGGACUUUUUAUUUAUCCAGGACCGCCGCUCAACCAAGACAUGCAACAAAGUGUGCAAGUACACUGUAUAG
Messenger RNA from Candidozyma duobushaemuli, 1026 nucleotides. RefSeq lists its product as uncharacterized. Lineage: Eukaryota; Fungi; Ascomycota; Pichiomycetes; Serinales; Metschnikowiaceae. The coding region runs from base 1 to 1026 and encodes 341 amino acids. The record is from RefSeq and is a predicted model, not a curated record. The transcript has a single exon.